AUGCCUUCAUUCGACAACGUCGAGGAGUAUCUCGCAUCGGUGGAAGAAUACUUUCAUUCUUCCCUGACUGCAGUGACCCACAGUCUACCAGAUGUACACGAAGUCGUCAAUCAACUCUGGAUUGAUAUCUCGCGAUAUGGUCCUGGAAUGCCAGGGUUCCCAGAAGUGACUAUUCCAAGUCUUGGUGACUUCCAGGUUCCUCCUCCACCUCCACCCCAACCUACUGUACCAUCGAACUGGGUCUCCCAAUCUACAGACUGGAUAGGACGUCAUCCAUGGAAGGCAUCUGGGAUCGUCUUUGGGGUCGUGGGUGCCGGUUUACUGGUUGGGUAUCGUGAUACUCUCCUCAGGCGCCAGAAUCAGAAGGCUUUCCAUGUUGCUAAGAAAGCGCAGUCUAGUACGGAGCGGCGGCAGAUUGUAGUCGUUCUUGGAGGGGACACACCCUAUGCCCUCCCAUUAAUUAUUGACCUCGAAAAGAAAGGCUAUAUUGUUAUUGCAAGCGUCUCUACGCCAGAGGCUGUCGACACUCUCGAGGCUAGCUGCCAGGGAUACGUUAAAGCUCAUGUUCUAGAUCCCUUCGAGCCUGCAACAGUCCCUAUCUUCUUACGUUCCCUGUCGGCGAGUCUUUCGAGGAAGUUUCCUAUCAAAGCCGCAGGAGAUCCGUAUGCCUCCCCGUCCUCGUUGCCGUAUAUCCACUCCAUAAUCUCUCUCCUCACGUUGUCGGCACCUGUACCAGCUGUCAACGCCCCACUGGAACACAUAUCACUUCGGGAUACUUAUUUGCCUUACCUCACCGCGACACAAAUCACACCAUUGCAAGUAAUUCAAGCUCUACUGCCAUUACUCCGCACCGUCUCUGCACGCAGCAGGGACAAAGGCAAAAAGUCCAUCAUAGUAUGCCUUCCUGCAACAGACGCCCGUGUUGGCCUUCCUUUUGCAUCGGUGCAAGCCAUGAGCGCAGCUGCUACGCUCAGAGGAGUCGAAAUCUUACGACGAGAAAUUCGUAUCGCAUCAAUGACAGAAAAGUCAGAUUCUAUGCAAAAUAUAAACGUCGUUGUUGUCGAUGUGGGCACAUUCAACACUGAUUUAUCAUCGGGAUCUCUUCCUCCUGAAGGCAUUUAUAAAUCGAUGGAAAAUUGGAGUGCAUCUGAGAAGGUUGUCUAUGGACCCGCUUUUAUUGGCGUUAUGGGUGAAAGGCCCUCACCCACCUCUCAUUUGGAGCGCAUACGUUCAGUUUUCAAGCAGCGCUACACAUAUGGCUUACCUCGGCAGCCCACCGAUUUGUCGGUAUUUGCAAACAAUCUCAUUCGAGUUGUCAGCGGAGGUCGUUAUGGUCCAACUUUAUUCGGUUUUGGUCUCGGGUUGGGUCGUUUCCAGAAUUGGAUUCUUGGGGAACGAUUUUCCAUCGGUGCAGGUGCGUCUACAUACAAAGUCGCAUCUCAUCUCCCCACUGUUUUGCUUGAUGGCUUGUUAAGCCUCCCCCAUUUCUUAAUCUCCAUCCGCAAUCGUCUUUUGCCAACACAACCAUUCCGCGACCCUCCCACUGAUCUGCCUCCUCCCGUAACUGCCAAACAGACAAAGUCUGUAGUAUCUGAGGUCAAGGAGGAUAAAGACGCCUCUUCAGACCUAGAGAUCAGCUCUGAUGCGGACGUUGAGAGCAACACCGGUGACACAGUGGAGAGCAGCUGGGUCAGCUUGAAUAAGCACACCUCUGAAGCCUGA
Psilocybe cubensis is the source of this 1722-nucleotide messenger RNA. RefSeq lists its product as uncharacterized. Lineage: Eukaryota; Fungi; Basidiomycota; Agaricomycetes; Agaricales; Agrocybaceae. The coding region runs from base 1 to 1722 and encodes 573 amino acids. The transcript is spliced from 4 exons. The record is from RefSeq and is a predicted model, not a curated record.